AUGGCGCUGCGCUUACCCGGCGACACGAACAGCCCGUCGUCUUUCUGGUCCCUUCUCAUGAACAAGACCGACACUUCAACCCCCAUCCCAUCCGAUCGCUACAAUAUCUCGGCCUUCCACUCGCCCAACAAGCCCGGCAUGGUGCGCCCCCAGCGCGGCCACUUCCUGUCUCAGGACUACGUCAAUGAAGUCGACACGUCGGUCAUUCAGGUGGGCAUGUAUGAAUUCUCGCAUCUGGAUCCGCAGCAAACGCUACUGAUGGAGGUUAUCUGGGAGUGCAUGGAGAGCGCGGGACAGACGGAGUGGCGUGGCAGGGAGAUCGGGUGCUACGUGGGCGUGUUCGGCGAGGACUGGUAUGAUUUGAAGUGCAAGGAGACGGGGGAGUUGCCGAGGACGCACGCUUUUGCAACGGGCGGAUUUGCCCUCUCAAAUCACGUUAGCUAUCAGUUUGACUUGAAGGGGCCGAGCUCCACCAUCCAAACGGCCUGCUCGUCCUCUCUCACGGCCGUCCACGAAGCCUGCCAAGCGCUGUACACUCGCGGUUGCGAAUCCGCCAUCGUCGCCGGAACCAACAUGAUCGUGACGCCCACCAUGACCAUCACGAUGUCCGACAACGGGGUUCUGUCCCCCGACGGGAGAUGCAAAACGUUUGACGCCAGCGCGGACGGCUACGCGCGCGGUGAGGCCGUCAAUGCCGUGUUUCUGAAACGGCUCGAUGAUGCGAUGCGAGACGGGGAUCCCAUUCGCGGCGUCAUCCGAUCCACGGCGGCCAACUACGACGGGCACAGUGGUCGCAUCUUUGCGCCGGACGUGAUGAGCCAGGAGCGCUUAAUUCGCCAGGCGUAUCAGCGCGCCGGUAUCGCGGACUUGUCGCAGACAGCCUUCGUCGAGUGUCAUGGGACGGGGACGAAGGUGGGUGAUGUCGUAGAGGCGAUGGCAGUGGCGAGGGCGUUUCGGUCGGACGAGUUGUACCUGGGAGCGGUCAAAACGAACAUCGGACAUGGAGAGGGCGCGUCGGGAUUGACGGGUCUGAUCAAAGCGGUGUUGGCGUUGGAGCAUCGCAUUAUUCCGCCUAACAUCCAUUUCGAGACCCCAAAUCCAAAGGUUCCGUUUGACAAGGGGCUACGCGUCCCCGUUGAGCCUGUUCCGUGGCCAUCGAAUCGACAGGAGCGAGUGAGCGUGAAUUGCUUCGGCGUGGGGGGCUCAAAUGCUCAUGCCAUCGUGGAAUCCGCGUCUUCAUUCCAGGCUACUGAGGCUCCUUCAAGCCAAAGGGCUCGUCUGCUGGUCAUGUCUGCGCAGAGUGAGGCCGCGCUCCAGCAGCGAAUCGCCGAUAUCCAAGGAUAUAUUGAACAAGACCCGAAGACAGUGCAAAACUUGGCGUAUACCCUGGGAGUGAAGCGAGACCAUCUGUCUCAUCGGGCGUUCAUGAUCGCGAAUGAAGACGGGACCUUAGAAGACCCGAUUCUCUCUAAACCUGCCGCGGCUUCUUCGAUUGUGUUUGCCUUCACUGGGCAGGGGACUCGGUGGCCAGGCAUGGCAAAAGAGCUGAUUCAAUCAGCUGAGUCGUUUCAUGAUGACAUCAGAAGCAUGGACUGGAUCCUAAAGACAUUGCCAGACCCCCCGCACUGGAGUAUAGAAGAUGAGCUUCGUCAACCUGGUUCCUCCAGCGGCUCUACCAAGGCCGAGCUGUCGCAGACUCUGUGCGCCGCUGUCCAAAUCGCCCUGGUCAAUCUGCUCUCGCAAUGGGGUAUUCGCCCAUCAGCCGUGGUUGGUCAUUCCAGCGGAGAGAUUGCGGCUGCGUACGCGGCCGGUGCGAUUUCAAUGAAGUCCGCCAUAACCCUCGCACACUACCGUGGACAGAUCGCCAAGUGUAGCACAAAGCCGGGAGGCAUGUUGGUGGUUGGAUUGGGGCCGGACAUGGCGAAGCAUUAUCUUGUUGAAGGUGUGGUCAUCGCGUGCGAGAACAGUCCGCAGAGUGUCAAUCUAUCUGGGGACAAGGAUCAACUCGAGGCGGUGCUGGAGGCCAUCUUAGCGGAGCACCCGGAUACAUUCUAUAGGAGACUCCCUGUCGAGGUGGCAUAUCAUUCACCCCACAUGGCAGAUCUUGGACACGCCUACGAGGCCGCCAUCCAACCUUACAUCACGACGGCCUCGACCACCAGCAACAUCCCCAUGUACUCGUCCGUGACCGGAGAAGUCCUAGCUCACACCAAUCUGGACGCCGCAUACUGGCGAUGCAACCUCGAAUCGCCCGUUCUUUUCUCCUCCACUGUGAGCAACCUGCUGAACGCCCAAACGACAGACUCCGAACCGACUCUCUUCCUUGAGAUCGGUGCACACCCGGCGCUCUCCUCGCCUCUUCGCCAAAUCGCCUCCCAUCUCAGGAAACGCAUCAAUCACAUCGCGACUCUCCGCAAACACACCAACCAACAUCUCUCCCUCCUUCAAUCCGCCGGCCACCUCUAUCUCGCCAACCAAACCCCUUCCUUUUCCCAUCUCAACGGCCCUGGAACCACCCUGACCAACCUCCCCACAUACCCUUGGGACCGUCGGAACAUCAACCGGCAAGAAAGCCGACUGACGCGCAACUGGCGAUUCCGCAAGCACGCGCCCCACGAACUGCUGGGCUCGCGCACGCUAGAGUCUACGGAUCUCGAGCCUUCAUGGCGAAAUCUGCUUCGCGCGUCUGUCGUCGUCUGGCUUUCAGAUCACUGUGUCCUGGGGGACGUUGUGUUUCCCGCGGCCGGGUACAUCGGGAUGAUCGUGGAGGCGAUGCGUCAAGUAUCGGGCGAUAGCAGGGGUUGCUGGAUCCAACAGCUGGUAUUUAAGACGCCAUUGACGAUGAGCAAGAAGGGGGGCAUGACGGAGGUGGUAACCUCUUUCAAGCCGGUGCGGUAUAGCGACCGCGUAGAGUCGGAGUGGUGGGAGGUGACGAUUUCCUCAUUUAACGGGACUGCGUGGACGAAGCAUUGCAUGGGACAGGUGAAGAGUGGCCAAGCACAGGAGGGGGGAUGUUUGACUGCGCCGAUUGAAAAGCUCCCACGGUUAGUCGCUCCCGGGGCCUGGUAUCGAGCGGUUAAGAAUGUCGGAUUGAGGUAUGGUCCACGCUUUCAGCUGCUGGAGGACAUCACGGCUCAUCCGGUGGAGAACAUCGCGAAUGCCACGAUCCGUGACAGGCAAGAUAACGCUGAAUAUCCCGUUCACCCGACGGUCAUCGACCAGUGUCUGCAACUGGCCGGGCUGGCGGCAUGUCGGGGCCGGACGACGCUUGUUGACGGCGUCGCCAUCCCCACCUUUAUUGAGAGCAUGUAUGUUGGCGGAGGACGAGAUGGAGAUUUCAUGCUCGCUGAGACAAAGGGAGUGCCGGUUGCCGGGACACAUUUUAAAUGCGAUUCGCGGCUGAAAGUGGGGGAGGAGACACUUUUGUCGGUGCAGGGGGCGGUAAUCGUGCAGUUGGAGCAAGGGGGAAGAGAGGACAAGUCCCCUCUGGCGUCGCAUAUUGAGUGGCGACCUGAUACAGAUUUAGUAUCAAUGAAGGAGGUUAUGGACUCAGAGACGAGUGAAUCGAGGGAUUUGGUGGAUAAGCUGUCUGCGCUGUCGGUGAUUCAGAUCCACAGGGCGAUCCAGGACGUGAUCCCUGCAUCCCAGUUUGAGGAAUACAGGCGAUGGAUCGGUGAAGAAGUCGAAAGAAUUGGAGAAGGUAAAGUUCUAGAGGCACCAGAAUGGGCUGCACUGGAUGAUACAGCCCUGCAGUGUCUUCGUGACGGGCUCAGCGCGAAGUUGAAGACUCAUGGGCAGGAGGAAAUAUCCGGUCUUAGUGCGCGUGUCGUUGAAUCGUGUGCAGAUAUUCUGCGCGGGGCAAUUGACCCGACCGAAAUCCUCACACUGGAAAAGCUGCGACAGGUUCACGAGUAUACAGCGUCAUCGAGCCGAGUGUUUCAGCUUCUCGGUCUGAUGCGCCACACAAACCCGCGGAUGCGUGUUCUGGAUAUUGGAAGCGGCUUAGCAAGGUUGACCUCGUGUUCCCUGAAUGCUCUGACGUCGGAAGAAGGACGUUGCUGGUCAAAGUAUACUUGGACUGACGUAUGCUCUGCCGCUGUUCAAGAUGCGCAGAAGAGGCAUGGCGAUACAAUAGAGUGCUGCGUCUUUGAUAUCAAUCAGGACUCGUCGAAGCAAGGCUUGCAAGAAUCCAGCUAUGAUGUUGUGAUUGUGUCGGACAAUAUCAAGAAAUUGUUGGUGCCCGGGGGCAGGAUCCGACUUCUCCCGGAGUGCGAAACCAAGGAAACAACAGCUCGCUCCAUGGAAUGGAGAUCUUGCCUUGAAGCUGCCAAGUUCAUCGACAUCGAUAUCGACACUUUUGACAAAUGCUGCCGACAGCAGAUCAUAGCUAGAGUCCCUCAACCUUCCAUCGAACCAACAUCAAUCGACAUCCUGAUCUCAGAUACACCAAAGCACCCCUGGCACCAAGCUAUCCAAACUACACUCUCAGCAAGAGGGUUCACCGUGAACACACGCUUCCUCAGCGAUCCCAUCCCCAAAGAUGCCUUUGUCAUAUCCCUCCUAGACCUCGACAACCCCUUCUUCAAAAGCAUGACAGAAACCCAACUGUCCUCCUUCCAAAGCAUGCUCGCCUCCACCCCACGCAUUCUUUGGAUAACGCACUCGGCCCAAGUGAGAUCCUCAAACCCAGACUUUGGACUCUUGCUCGGAGUCGCCCGGUGCAUUCGGCAGGAGAUGAGCGUUCCGUUUGCUACAGUGGAGGUGGACGAAUUUACCCCGGAAGCUCUGAACGCCGUGCUGGGCGUGCAGGAGAAGCUCAGAAGACAGGUUCUUCAGGAAGAGCUGGAUGCAAGAGAUUACGAGUUUGCCAUUCACGACGGUAUCGUCCACACGGGGAGGUACCACUGGACCUCCAUGACGGAUAUGCUGGCAGCUCGCCUGGAGCAAGACGUGCCACUAAAAUUGGACAUUUCACCCUACGGCGCUGUCGGGUCUCUGGGAUGGGUGCCGGGCGAGACGGUGCCCUUGGGAGCAGACGAUGUGGAGGUGGAUAUUCGAUACGUCGGAUUGAACUUUAGGGAUGUCAUGAUCUCCCUCGGUGUCAUGGCCGAUAAGGAGGAAUUCGGGAUUGAAUGUAGCGGCGUCAUCACCCGCACGGGCGCGAAUGUCUGUCACCUGCAUCUAGGCCAGAAAGUCGGCGUUCUCUAUGCCGGAGUCUUUCGGUCGCGGAAGGUUGUGCCGGCGACUGCUUGCCUUGAGAUUCCGGCUGCGGUGGCGCUGGAUGAUGCGGCAGGUAUCCUGGUGGUUUUCAACACGGUGCUGUACUCCAUUAUGGAGGUAGGGCGGUUACAGAAAGGACAGUCUAUUCUAAUUCACGCAGCGUGCGGUGGUGUUGGUCUCGCGGCCAUCCAGCUCUGUCAGACCAUAGGUGCCGAGAUAUACUGCACCGUUGGUAGUGAGAAGAAAACCCAGUAUCUGAUGGAAACAUUUGGCAUUCCGCGCCAUCGCAUCUUCAAUUCCCGCGACGUGUCCUUCCAGUCGGAUGUAAUGCGCGAGACUAACGGGGUCGGAGUAGAUGUUGUUCUCAACUCGCUGGGUGGACCGCUUCUACAUGCGUCCUGGGAGUGUGUGGCCCAGUUCGGCAAGAUGAUUGAGCUGGGCAAGAGAGACUUCCUAGAGCAUGGCAUGCUCCGGAUGGAUCUGUUCGGUGGGAACCGGUCUUUCGUCGGAGUCGAUUUGUUCGAACUGGCGAAGAGGCCGGGGGUGAUAGCUGCGCUGCAUGACCAGCUCCUCGAGCUGCUUCAAGAGGGUAAAAUCCAACCCAUCCGGCCGCUGAAGGUGAUGCCAGCCAGCGAGGUCGAGCAGGCCUUUAGACAUAUGCAGCAGGGAUUACACAUGGGGAAGAUUGUUGUACAGAUGACCGAGAGAUCAUCUUCGUUGCAGGUUGCCAAAUCCCGCCAGAAGGUCACCUUUGAUCCGGACACUGCCUAUCUGCUUGUGGGCGGUCUUGGGGGAAUCGGCCGGUCCAUCGCAUUGUGGAUGGUCGAGCACGGCGCAAAACACUUGAUCUUUCUAUCUCGCUCGGCAGGUCAAUCACCAGGUGAUAAGUCAUUCCUGCACGAGCUUGAAAUUCAAGGAUGCGAUGCUCGGGCCGUGAAAGGCGACGUCUCGGUUCUCACCGAUGUCCAGCGUGCAGUCAAUGAAAGCCCCUAUCCCAUUCGGGGAAUGCUUCAACUAUCCAUGCUGACUCGCGACCAAUUUAUUCGCGAUCUCACGCAUGCGAACUGGACAACCGCCCUCGCUGCCAAAGUUACCGGCACCUGGAACCUACACCACGCGCUAGAAGGCUCGCAGCUCUCCUUCUUCGUCCUCUGCAGCUCCAUCGCCGGACUCAUGGGUAGUCCGGGCCAAGUCAACUACGGAGCAGCUAAUACCUUCCUCAACGCCUUCACGCAAUUCCGACUUCAACAAAACUUACCCGCCUCUGUUAUCAGCCUUGGUGGCGUCGACGACAUCGGUUUCCUUGCGACCCAGAGUACCCGCGUCAGGGAUAACAUGAACGCAGCUUCUGUCCGCAUGCUUCACGAGCAUGAAGUUCUUGACGCCUUCGAAGUCGCCAUCACCGGGCGCACAGUACCUCUUCCGUCUUUCUCCCGCACCUCUCUCAUCCCGCAGGAGUUUGCCAUCGGGAUGAGCAGCACUAAGGCCCUCUCCGACCCGUCCGUGCGUCCUCUCUGGGCCGACGACGCGCGGUUCCUGCAUUAUCGCGACAUAGCGACCUCAGCCUCGGACGACCAGACCCUAGCGCCCGUGAACACUCUGCGGCAGAUGAUUGCUGACGCGAGAGUGCGCAUUGCCGGAGCGAGAAGCGCCAGCUCUGGAGUCCUGCUAAGCACUGACGCCCUGGAGGAGUUCUUCUCGAGCUCCGACCGCGCGGAGAUCCGCAGGGGCGUGCUAAAUGGAUUCCGUUCGUUUUCGAUCUUCGGCGAGGAUCUGGACGACGAGGCCUUGGGUAAGGUGCAGAUUGACUCGUUGCUGACGAUCGAGCUGCGGAAUUGGAUGCGCAAGCAUUUGGGCCUGGAUGUGAGUAUUGGGGAUGUGGCUGAAGCAGGAACGUUAGGAGGGCUGGGGAAUUUGAUCAUUAGGCAUUUAUUAAAGGCUUCUGUUUAAGCUACGUGGUUCCUGGAAGAACCGUUGAUGGUUGCUGAUGCUGCAUUUGAGGUAAGUGGCAUUAGCUGAUGCAGUAAUGAG
Aspergillus steynii IBT 23096 is the source of this 7251-nucleotide messenger RNA. Its product is annotated as type I polyketide synthase. The transcript is spliced from 14 exons. The record is from RefSeq and is a predicted model, not a curated record. The coding region runs from base 1 to 7170 and encodes 2389 amino acids. Lineage: Eukaryota; Fungi; Ascomycota; Eurotiomycetes; Eurotiales; Aspergillaceae. Gene Ontology annotation, biological process: secondary metabolite biosynthetic process; fatty acid biosynthetic process. Gene Ontology annotation, molecular function: oxidoreductase activity; fatty acid synthase activity; 3-oxoacyl-[acyl-carrier-protein] synthase activity.